AUGCUGGGCAGCCCGUCCGACAACGGCGGCGUCAGGAUGCUGGCGCCCCCGGCCCCGAGCGACGACCGGCGGGUGGAGUUUGUGGCGCUCACCGCCGUCCACACGGAGAGGAGCGAGCCGUCCACGCCGGAGCGAGGGCUGCCGUCUCACCGCACCGGGCUGCUGGGCACGCCGCUGCCGGGACCUCCGGGACCCCGGGCCCACACGUCCGCCUCCAGCAAGCGCUUCCGAAAGUUGCAGAACUGCUUGUACAACGUGCUGGAGAGACCGCGGGGAUGGGCCUUCAUCUACCAUGUCUUCAUUUUUGUGCUGGUGUUCGGCUGCUUGCUGCUGUCCGUCUUCUCCACCAUCACAGAACACCAGGAGGUCGCCAACCAAGGCCUCUUCAUCCUGGAGUUCGUGAUGAUCGUGGUUUUCGGGCUGGAAUACUUCAUCAGGAUCUGGGCGGCGGGAUGCUGUUGCCGGUACCGCGGCUGGCAGGGGCGGCUGAGGUUCGCCCGGAAGCCCUUCUGCAUCAUCGACUUCAUCGUGUUCGUGGCGUCGCUGGCGGUGAUCGCGGCGGGCACGCAGGGCAACAUCUUCGCCACCUCAGCCCUGCGCAGCAUGCGCUUCCUGCAGAUCCUGCGCAUGGUGCGCAUGGACCGGCGAGGAGGCACCUGGAAGCUGCUGGGCUCUGUGGUCUACGCUCACAGCAAGGAGCUGAUUACAGCGUGGUACAUCGGCUUCCUGGUGCUCAUCUUCGCCUCCUUCCUGGUCUAUGUGGCCGAGAAGGACAACACCGACUUCAGCAACUACGCAGACUCCCUCUGGUGGGGGAUUAUAACGCUGACCACCAUCGGUUACGGCGACAAGAUCCCUCGCACCUGGCAAGGUCGUCUUCUGGCCGCUGGCUUCGCUCUCUUGGGCGUCUCCUUCUUUGCGCUACCCGCAGGAAUUCUGGGCUCUGGCUUUGCCUUGAAGGUCCAAGAGCAGCACCGGCAGAAGCACUUUGAGAAGAGACGCAUGCCCGCCGCCAACCUCAUACAGGCGGCGUGGCGCCUCUACUCCACAGACGCCAAACACUCGUACCUGACAGCCACCUGGUACUUCUACGACAGCAUGCUACCUUCCUUCAGAGAACUGACGCUACUGUUCAGUCACCUCCAGCGACAGCGUAACACCAACAAGAAGGUUCUGCACAACUCCUACCACACGCCGCUGUCAGGGCUGCGGCCCUACAGCGCCCCCUACCUGUCGGGGGACAGCAGUAAAAUAGGCUUCCGGGAUCGCAUCAGGAUGAACAAUUCCCGAUCCGCCCAGGCCAUCCGCAGUAAGGCCUCGCCGCAGCCGCCCGCCUCCAACGUGGGGUGCUCCCCCAGCCAGGAGAACGUCCCCGACAAUGCCAGCCCCGGGAAGGUGCAGAAGAGCUGGAGCUUCAACGACCGCACGCGCUUCCGCACCUCGCUGCGCCUCAAAGCGCGGCCGCCCGCCGACGCGGACGGGCUGGGAGAGGACAGCGUGGAGGACAGAGGCUACUGUGAAGUGGCCAUGGAUGAAGUCAUUCCCGCCGUGAAGACGCUCAUCCGGGCCGUCAGGAUUUUGAAGUUUCUGGUGGCCAAGAGGAAGUUCAAGGAGACGCUGCGCCCUUACGACGUGAAGGACGUCAUCGAGCAGUACUCGGCGGGACACCUGGACAUGCUGGGACGCAUCAAGAGCUUGCAGAUGCGAGUGGACCAGAUCAUCGGGCGAGGGGCCGUUCAGCCCGACAAGAAAGUGCGGCCAGAAAAGGGCGAGAAAACGCCGCCAGAGCUGGACUCUCUGGACGAGCUCAGCAUGAUGGGACGUGUGGUUAAGGUGGAGAAACAGAUUCAGUCCAUCGAGAACAAGCUGGACCUCCUGCUCAGCUUCUACUCACAGUGCCUGAAGAAAGGCUCCUCCCACCUCACCUUGUCCACCCUGCUGGACCCGGACCUUACCUCAGACUACCACAGCCCCACGGACCAAAGAGACCUCUUCCCGUCCGCCAACACGCUCAACAACAUCUCCCAGUCGGAGAGCUGCAACUUGGAGUCGCAGUGAGCGUACACUACGGCGGCCCUCUUGUUUUGUUUUUUUUUUGCUUGAUUUUUCGCCUUUUUACCCUGGUCCUCUGGUCCUGCGUCCUCAGGUCGCUCCUCAUGUGACUGCUACAGCCAUGGGCCACUAGAGGACUCCACCGGACCACCUUUUGGUCCUGCCGAGGAGGAGGAAGACAGAAAAGGGGGACAAACUAUUUGACACAGACGUCAUUCUGGUCCCUCACAGCGACGACGAGCAAGAGCGUGCAGAAGAAAGUCACAAUUCGGUGCGUGACCUCCUCCAAGGUGCUUUUUUUUUUCACACGAAUGGACAGACGUUGGCUAGCAAAAAACUCCAUGUUUGCUCGGUGCACGCUGGAGCGCGCCUCCGUGUUUACGUGCUAGCGUCGUUACACUUUGAAAGAGGUAACGCUGAAAGAAGAAGAAGAAUGCAGCGUAUUGCAUGACUUAGAAGCAAUGAUCUGUGUGCCUUCUGCUAACAGACACCGCCAUCAUUUAGAUUUGAAUACUGUAAAUAUCUUAAUUUGAGCGUGUCAACAACACCCGGGGGAGUGAAUGAAGUGUACCGUUCGAAGAGACACGCUGACCCACCCGCCGCUUUGUUAGGAACACCUGCACAAUGCGCGAUAAAACCCAAAAUUAUUGGAGGUAUUUAUUUGUAUAUGUAUAUAUACUGUAUGUAUAUAC
Messenger RNA from Nerophis lumbriciformis (worm pipefish), 2744 nucleotides. RefSeq names its product potassium voltage-gated channel subfamily KQT member 4. Gene Ontology annotation, cellular component: membrane; voltage-gated potassium channel complex. Gene Ontology annotation, molecular function: voltage-gated potassium channel activity. The record is from RefSeq and is a predicted model, not a curated record. Gene Ontology annotation, biological process: potassium ion transmembrane transport. Lineage: Eukaryota; Metazoa; Chordata; Actinopteri; Syngnathiformes; Syngnathidae.